Molecule: messenger RNA, 4058 nt
Organism: Corythoichthys intestinalis (scribbled pipefish)
Lineage: Eukaryota; Metazoa; Chordata; Actinopteri; Syngnathiformes; Syngnathidae
Gene: ttll11
Product: tubulin tyrosine ligase-like family, member 11
Exons: 10
Coding region: 809-2842 (677 amino acids)
Biological process (GO): microtubule cytoskeleton organization; protein polyglutamylation
Cellular component (GO): cilium
Molecular function (GO): tubulin binding; tubulin-glutamic acid ligase activity
Source: RefSeq, a predicted model, not a curated record
UUAUUUUGGUGUCACUGUCUGUUGAUAUUCUGGCAUUUCAGGGUCAUUGCCUGUUGAAAACAGGUCAUUUCUUGUUAAUUUUUGGGCUUGCCAGUGUAGAUUUUUGCAGAUGUGGUUGGAAAUGAGUAGAAGUGAAUGGAAGUCAUUGAAAUGAAUAGCGAGUAGGAUCAAUGGGAACUUUUGGUGAUUAGAAAUGAAUUUAUCACAAAUUUUGGCUGACGUUUCUGGCAAAAAAUGUAUAUAACCUUUGUGUCAGUUUCCUGAAAUUUAAGAUACAUUUGAAACUUUACUUUAUUAAAAUGAAAGGAAAACGCGUUUUUUGGGCGAACAGGAAGAGACGGAGAUAAAACGUCUGUAGCCUAACUACGGUAGGUGCGACGAGAUUCACGAGGAACCGUGAAUGCAACACAGCGCCCCCUCCUCCUAUGGUAGCGAGCUAGCGAUGAACAGCUGUCUGGCUAUCACUGCUUCUUAGCGGCGGAGUGUGGACUGGAGCCGGGAGUAUGGGCCUCCACUGACUGAUUGGACCACUCGGUACCCAGCCAGGUUUGCGUCGACCCAUAGCUCGCCCGACAAGCGUCGCCUAUGGAGCUUUAUUUACUUAAUUGUUUGCGGUAGCUAGCGUCGCUACUUAGCCCGGAGAUGCCUCGGGACUGUAGGGCACUUAGCUGACCCCCCACCAAGCCAAAAAUUGAUUUACAGCCGCCCCAAAGCAGACAGCAAUGCGGGAGACUUGGCGGCCCGGCGGUAUCGGAUUACCGGACGUGUUGGUGGUACGACAGCUCCCAGCCCGGCAGCGUCGAGCAUCAUGAGCGACUGCUGCGGCAGAAGCGGAACGGUGCGUCCGCCUGAUGAUGUCGAAAGCGGGGAUGGCGACGACGAGUGUUUUGUGCCGCUUUCCCCGGUAUUGCUCGACCCUUCCGGGGUUCCCGCCCUCGAAUGCCGCGCUACAGGGACGGGUGUUGGGGAGGAUUUAACUCCACUUCGGGGUAUGAAACAGCAGGUCGUCGUUAAAACCAUUGGGCAAGUGAUGCGGGUCAAGUGGGAGGCAAAUGGCAACUACUCGAGCGACGUUCAGGGCCAGGCGGAUGGAGGACGACAACUCGUCAAGAAGAGGAGGCCGGUGACUGUGGACACAUCCAAAGCCAAAACAUCUCUGGAGGGACUGAAGAUCAGCAUAAAACAGCUCAAGUGGAAAGAGAUUCCCACAGGAAGACGAGCACCGUGUGACAUCUACUGGCACGGCGGUUCCUUCCACGACAAUGAGAACAUCACGUCCGGCCAGGUUAACAAAUUCCCAGGAAUGCUGGAAAUGUCGCGGAAGAUAAACCUGAGCCGGGCGGUGCGCAUUAUGCAGGAGCUGUUCCCCGUAGAGUACGACUUCUACCCGCGCUCGUGGAUCCUGCCCGAUGAGUACCAACAGUUCUCCGCGCAGAUUCGCACGGUGAAGGAGUGCGACGGUGCACUCAGCCCAACGUUCAUCGUCAAGCCUGACGGCGGUUGUCAGGGCGAAGGCAUCUACCUCAUCCGCGACCCCGCUGAGCUGAGACCAGCGCCGGCGGGCGCACAGACCCGACAGGUGGUAGUGCAGGAGUACGUCCGCAAGCCGCUGCUGAUCGACAAGCUCAAGUUCGACAUCCGCCUCUACGUGCUUCUCAAGUCGCUGGAGCCGCUGGAGAUUUACAUUGCCAAGGAAGGCUUGACGCGUUUCUGUACCGAACCCUACGAGGAACCGAGCCAGAAGAACCUGAGCCACGUCUUUAUGCACCUGACCAACUACUCGCUCAAUGUGCACAGCGAAAACUUCGUGCACUCAGAAAGCCAGAGCACUGGAAGCAAGCGCACGCUCUCCAGCGUCUUGCGGCGGCUGGCCGACAAGGGCGCGGACGUCAAGAGGGUUUGGUCGGACAUCAUCGCCCUGGUCAUCAAGACAGUCGUCGCCGUGGUGCCUCAACUCAAAGUUUACUACCAGGCUGACAUCCCGCCUGGGAAACCCGGACCCUCCUGCUUCCAGAUCUUGGGUUUUGAUAUCCUCUUGAUGAAGAAUCUGAAGCCCGUUCUUCUGGAGGUCAACGCCAACCCCAGCAUGCGCAUCGAACACGAGCAGGAGGUGUCGCCUGGCGUGUACGAGUGCGUUCCCAGCCCAGUGGACGAGGAGGUGAAAGUGGCUGUGAUCAGGGACACGCUGCGUCUGGUGGACCCCAGACUCAAGAGAGCGCCUUUUUCCCAGCGGAAGUUGUCGGGCACAGAAGACUCCCCGGGCGACCCUCCGCUCACGAAUCACCCUGACGCCAUGCCCUCGCCAUGCCUCAAGCAGGUGUACCCCAAGUACAGCCGGCAGUUCAACUACCUUCGGCUGGUAGAGCGCAUCGCCGCCCUCUUUGUCCGUUUUCUCGGUGUCAAAGGGAACAUGCGUCUCGGGCCCACCGCCUUCAGAACAUUCAUUAGGAACUGCAAGCUGAGUAGCAGCAACUUCACCAUGGCAUCCGUGGACAUCCUCUAUAUUGACAUCACGCGGCGCUGGUCCGGAGCCUUGCCUGACUCGCGGGAAGCGGGCAUGGGCUUGCAGGCCUUCGUAGAGGCAUUCUUCUACCUGGCAGCGCGCAGGUUCAAGUCCCAGACGGCACGCGAGCAAGCCGUGUCCCUCCUGGAUGCGUGCGAGGCGCAGCUGGAGACACCGCCGCAGGCCCCCGAGGAGCGCCGCUCGCUCAGCUGCGGUCGGGCACCUUCCCGCGGGGUGGCGCUCAAGCCGGGGAUCCGCUUCCGGCACCCACCGCCGCGACGGGCCUCGAGCCGGGAAGGCCGCGGCUCCGAAACUCGGUCGCGAGACGCCGACGACUGACUUGGCCCGCCUUCACUUUUGCCUGGCGACUGCAUGCACACGGGGUGGGCAAACACGAGGUUGGAGAUCCGGCCCACACAGGACUGACUUUGCCGACGGUAUUUGAUGAAAGUCGCAAAAUUGUUGGGAACAAUACCGUAUAUACCCGCGUAUAGGUCGCAGUUUUUUUUUUUUUUUUUUAAACCAAAAUUUUCACCCAAAAAUGUCCUCGCUCUAAUCAUUCCCUUUUUAGAUAUGUCUUAAAAAUGGAAAAGUUUACCAUUUAGCAUUAGCUAUGCUAACUAAAAUGACAAUUUACACUCAAAAUAAUCUACAAAUGUCUAAUCCAGAAAAUCUCGUACAACAACAAAAAUUUGCACUGUUCUUUAGACUAACGGUACACAUUGUACAGCCAUCUUGGAUUUCACAGUAAACAAUGUCGCCUGCUCCUUUCAGAACUUUAAAUUUGAGGGCUUCCAUACAUUAUGAUGAGAAACUAGAAACUCAAUAUAUUUAUUGCAUUGUUUGUUUAGUGUACUUAUAAUUUAUUACUAUGUGUGUAGGUUUUUACUAAAGAUACAGAUGAAAAUAUAGUCCUUAAUUUAUAAAUUUUCCAAGUUUUACUUGUUUCAGUCAUAACUGUAUCGGAAAUCGGCUCAAAUUGUCUAAAAAUCUCUCAUAUUUUGGUGUGACCUAUACAAGGGUCAAACAAAAAUAACCUUUUUAAACACAAACUUGGGGAUUUGAACCUAUGCGCCAGUGUAUACUGUACAUAGCUAACACUUUUGUUGUUUUCAAUUACUUAAUUCAUUGAAAUUACAUCAAUUCAGUGAAUGAAAAUGAAUCAGAAUUUUUUAAAUGUUUUCGUAUUUUAUAUGUAGAAUACUUCUGUAUAUAUAUGUUUUUUUACCUUUAGAAAAUACACCGUAUGGUAUAUUCAACAAUGUUAUUCAUUAAAUAAAUGACCAUUAACUUGGAGGCCGAGAGUUUGCCCACCCCUGUGCUCAUUAUCAACAACCUCUUGAUUUUGCACAAAGACUCAUUUGCACACGAAUGCAUGCAAUUUACGAAUUAAAACCUACAAGGUAGAUCAGAUUGAACUGUACAUUUUGUUUUUUUCUUUGAAUGGCAAAAUGAUUGAAUCAACUGAGGCAGCUGUUGGACACGUUUGACAUGGAUGCUAAAUGUAUGUACUAGUAGCUGUGUGAGAAAAUAAAAACUAACUUGUGUAGCUUCA